Capsicum annuum is the source of this 1632-nucleotide messenger RNA. RefSeq lists its product as uncharacterized. Bases 1 to 1632 code for a protein of 543 amino acids. NCBI's taxonomy places the organism in Eukaryota, Viridiplantae, Streptophyta, Magnoliopsida, Solanales, Solanaceae. The record is from RefSeq and is a predicted model, not a curated record. The transcript has 4 exons.
AUGACGGUGAAAAUACAUCAUGGGGGAAUUAUGAAGCGUACACCAGACAAGCAUUACGUUGGAGGAAUCAUGUAUUAUGUAAAUGCAGCAGAACUGAAUCUUGUUGAAUUCAAGAAGAUGGCAGAGUUAUAUGGUUAUGCGAAUGAUUCGAUAACCUUUUGGCAUCGUUGUGGAAAAUUUGGUAAUAAAUGGAAGUUGAUUGCUACAGAUUUUGAAGCAUACUUAAUGGACAAAAUGGAUUCAGUAAAUCAAUCAAACAUGGGAGAAAAUGCUAAACAGAUUUUGUAUGAAAAUUCGUCGGGUGGAAAUUUUAGUGACUCAGAAGCUAAUUUAUUAGAUGAUGUUACAAUUGAUACACAUGGGAAGAGGAACCAAAGCAUUCUAGAAGAGGGGGAGCUCCUUAGUGUUGAAAUAAAGAGAAAGAUAGCUGAUAUAGAUGGAGAUUCUGAUUGUUGUAAUUCUGAAGACACAGAGAGCUUACAUAGUGAUUUUGAAACUGAAAGUCUCAACUUUCCUCAGCAGAAUCCAAAAACCGAUGGAGAUAACCCAGUAUUAGGUCUCGAAUAUGUCUUUGAUACAAAGAUGAACUUUAAAAAUGCUGUAGCAACUCAUGAAAUUAAGAAUGGAAAGUCUAUUCAAUGGUGUAGGAAUGAUAAUUUAAGAGCGGAAGCAAUUUGCAUACAUCAUCCAGAGUGCAAAUGGAAAAUCAAGGCUUCAAAAUGCAAAGAGACAAGGCUUUCCAGAAAGUACCUCAAAGAAGUUGCAUCGAAUAGAAAUUGGAGUGUGGCAGAAUUUCGGGAUAAAGUAAGUGUCGAACUAAGAGCUCAUGUGACCUUAUCUCAAGCUAAAAGAGCUAACAUGAAAGCGAUUGCAUUAAUUGAUGGUGAUAUUAAAGAUCAAUACAAAAUGAUGUGGGAGUAUUGCAAUGAGAUUAAUAGAACAAAUUCAGGCAGCACAAUAUACAUGAAGCUUGUUGACAACGAGGUCCCUAAUGAGCCACAGAGAUUUCAAAGAAUCUAUAUCUGUUUUGCUGCUUGUAAGCUUGGCUUUAGAGCGGGUUGUAGAAAAAUAGUAGGCGUGGACGGGUGUUGGUUGAAGGGUCCAAUGUAUGGGACUCAAUUGUUAUCCGCUGUUGGCCUCGAUGCUGACAACAAUAUACUUCCUAUUGCAUAUGCGAUUGUAGAAAAGGAAAGUAAGGAGACAUGGACUUGGUUUUUAAAUUAUUUGGCUGCUGAUUUGUGUAUAGGUGAGAAUGGUUGGACGUUUAUGUUCUGUGUUAGACACCUUCAUAACAAUUUUAAAAUUGCUGGCUUUGGUGGUGUCACAUUAAAAAAAAAACUUUGGGCUGCUGCAAAGGCUAGUACUGUCAAAAGGUUUAAUGACUGUAUGAAGAAUAUUUCAAAGUUAGAUCUUGAUGCUGCUACUUGGUUAAAUGAAAAAGAACCUAGUGAAUGGUCAAGAUUGCAUUUCUCUUCAGAUGUUAAGUGUGACAUUUUGUUAAAUAAUUUGUGUGAAGUGUUUAAUAGCAUGAUACUUGAUUCUAAAGACAAGCCAAUUGUGACACUUUUGGAGAAGUUGCGGUAUCUGCUCAUGGAUAGAAUACAAGAUAAUAGAGAAAAAGCACAAAAAUAA